Molecule: messenger RNA, 1382 nt
Organism: Salvia miltiorrhiza (redroot sage)
Lineage: Eukaryota; Viridiplantae; Streptophyta; Magnoliopsida; Lamiales; Lamiaceae
Product: F-actin-capping protein subunit alpha-like
Exons: 10
Coding region: 252-1172 (306 amino acids)
Biological process (GO): barbed-end actin filament capping; actin cytoskeleton organization
Cellular component (GO): F-actin capping protein complex; actin cortical patch
Molecular function (GO): actin filament binding
Source: RefSeq, a predicted model, not a curated record
AAAUGUCAUUUGUCAAAGGUGGCUUAAAAACUGAAUAAUUAGUUCAAACUGAGAGUGAACGCCAUUUUUACCUAAUCAUUUGACUAUUUUUGCAUAGAUAGAUACUUUUGUUUUUAAUAGCAUAAAUAAUUUCAUUGCCCUGUAAAUUUGGCGAUAUAUAUAUAUACACAUUGUGUGUGUGUGUGUCAUUUGAUUUCGAGGGAGAAAUUUUACUCGGUACAAAAUUCCAAAACCCUUUUGGGAUCUCAGAAAUGUCAGACGAGGAAGAGACGCAGCUCACUGAUGAGCAGAAAAUCGAGAUCGCCAAAUGGUUUCUCCUCAAUUCUCCAGCCGGCGAAAUCCAAUACAUCGCCAAAGAUAUCAAGGCGGUUUUGCAGGAUGAGACGCUGUAUAGCACGGCGGCGGCAGAGGCAUUUCCUCUUUACAACAAAUCUCACAUGAUUUGCCUGGAUUUUCCUGAUAGAAGCGGUGAGGUUAUGGUUACACCAUUUAACGAGAUUGGUGAGAAUGAGUAUCUUGAUCCUAGGACUGCUCAAGUUGCGAUUGUUGACCAUGUGAAACAGGUCUGUGGACGUGCUCGACCUGCAAACGAUGAAGAGUUCCCGUCACCAUAUAUUGAGGAAUAUCGGUAUUCCUUGGAUGUAGAAGUUACAAAGUAUGUUAGUGAAGCGUACCCGAAAGGAAUCUGUUCUGUUUAUUGUGUUAACGGGAAAGAUGUUGAAGAACCAGGCAUGGAUUUUGAGCUUGUUGUGGUAAUUUCCGCUGCUAGACUGAGCCCCCAGAAUUUCUGCAAUGGAAGUUGGCGGUCAAUAUGGAAUUUGGAAUUCAAGGAUGAGGCACAAUUUGUGGAAGUUAGAGGUAAACUUCAGGUUGGCGCCCACUACUUUGAGGAGGGAAAUGUCCAGUUAGAUGCAAAGCAUGAGUGCAAAGAUUCCACUAUGUUUAUGUCACCUGAAGACUGUGCACAUUCUGUGACCACCAUUAUUCGCCACCACGAGACGGAGUAUCUAGAUUCUCUUCAGACAUCAUAUUCAAAUUUGCCUGACGCCACCUUCAAGGACCUCCGGAGGAAGCUUCCUGUUACACGGACCUUAUUCCCAUGGCAUAACACCACACAGUUCAGCCUCAAAAGAGAUAUCCAAAAGAGCUUGGGAGUGGAAAAGAAGAAGUAAAUGGUUGUUCAAGGUUGAAUGUUGUAUACUGUAGUAUUUUCCAAAUUCGCCAACGAUGAUUUUGUUUCCGUUUCUGUAUUGUAUCCCCACACCUCACUCUCAUUUUUGUUUGGGGCGCCGCAGUUUAUAUGCCAAUUGGCUUGAAAUUCUCUAAAAACAUAUCAUCUGUGUAUACCUUAGGGAUGUAAAGUAUUCAUAUGUUUUGUUUCC